CUACCUACUCCACCACGGUUUUACAUCUUCUGGUGGAGCUGAGACCAUGGCGAAAACCUGAAACCUUCGGGACCCGCUCUAUUGACAGUUUUCCAGAUCCAAAGCAACAAAAAGAUGAUCCGGCGUGAUUCGGAAUUUAUAAGCAAGUAUGAGGCUCUUGGAUGUUGUGACGCCAAUCCCUUCGAGGGGCAUAUAAAUGCUGUCCGUUCCUGUCAGGGGUAAACCACAAACCUAUCAUACAGACACCAAAGCCGACACGCAUUACGAUCAAAGACGACAAAAUGCCAUCCCUUCCAGACGUCGACGUCGAGGCUGCUCCGGGGCUCUCCUACUUCACCCCGGCCCAGAGCCCCCCAGCGGGAACGGCUGCUGAUCCCCAGAGCAGCGGCAAGCCCGUGCCCAAGCUCUUCAAGCCUCUCACCGUUCGCGGUGUAAGGUUCCAAAACCGCCUUGGUGUUGCACCCAUGUGCCAGUACUCAGCCGAGGAUGGGCACAUGACCGACUACCACCUCAUGCACCUGGGCAGCAUUGCGCAGCGCGGCCCAGGCAUGAUCAUGAUCGAGGCGACAGCGGUCCAGCCCGAGGGCCGCAUCACGCCCCAGGAUGUUGGCCUGUGGAAGGACUCGCAGAUCACGCCCAUGAAGCGCGCCAUCGACUUUGUGCACAGCCAGGGCCAGGUCAUUGGCGUGCAGCUGGCCCACGCCGGCCGGAAAGCCAGCACCGUGCCGCCGUGGAAAUACAACGAGGCCGUCGUCGCGACGGCCAAGGUCGGCGGGUGGCCCGACCGCGUCUUCGGGCCGAGCACCGUGCCCUUUGACGAGCAUCACUGCCAGCCCAAGGCCAUGACCAAGGAGGACAUUGAGCGCUUCAAGCAGGACUGGGCCGCGGCGGCCAGGAGGGCUCUAACUGCUGGCGCCGACUUCAUCGAGAUCCACAGCGCACAUGGCUAUCUCCUUUCGUCCUUCCUGUCGCCCCAGGCCAACACCCGGACGGACGAGUACGGCGGCUCGUUUGAGAACCGAAUCCGGCUGCCCCUGGAGAUUGCGCAGAUUACACGUGACGUCGUUGGAGACAAGGUUCCCGUGUUCCUGCGCGUCUCGGCCACGGACUGGGUGGAGGAGGACGUGCCCGAGGAGAGCUGGACCCUGAAGGACACGGUGCGGUUCGCCGAGGCGUUGGCUGCCCAGGGUGCUGUCGACCUGAUCGACGUCUCUUCGGGCGGUGUCCACUCGGCGCAGAAGGUUAAGUCUGCUCCGGGCUUCCAGGUGCCGUUUGCCGUCGCGGUCAAGGAGGCUGUGGGGGACAAGCUGCUAGUUGCGACGGUGGGGUCCAUCACCAACGGUAAGCAGGCAAACCGUUACUUGGAGGAGGAAGGGCUGGAUGUUGCCCUAGUGGGACGUGGCUUCCAGAAGGAUCCUGGUCUGGCCUGGACGUUUGCUCAGCACCUUGACACUGAGAUUGCGAUGGCCUCCCAGAUUCGCUGGGGCUUCACACGCCGUGGUGGCACGCCAUACAUUGACCCGAACACGUACAAGCCGUCCAUUUUAGAGUGAACCUCAUUAGAGCGAGCGUUUAGAUACCUAGGGGUAGAGUUUAGACAUAAUCUUAGCUCAUAGAAUCGUCGGAAUGAGUAGGUAAU
Parathielavia appendiculata is the source of this 1639-nucleotide messenger RNA. RefSeq names its product FMN-linked oxidoreductase. Gene Ontology annotation, molecular function: NADPH dehydrogenase activity; FMN binding; NADP binding. The coding region runs from base 282 to 1553 and encodes 423 amino acids. Lineage: Eukaryota; Fungi; Ascomycota; Sordariomycetes; Sordariales; Chaetomiaceae. Gene Ontology annotation, cellular component: intracellular anatomical structure. The transcript has 2 exons. The record is from RefSeq and is a predicted model, not a curated record.